Messenger RNA from Didymodactylos carnosus, 534 nucleotides. NCBI's taxonomy places the organism in Eukaryota, Metazoa, Rotifera, Eurotatoria, Philodinida, Philodinidae. The record is from the annotation of a GenBank genome assembly.
AUGUUAAUGAUGGGAAAUGGAAAAGACGAUGAUUCUAUUUAUCCGUUUAUGGCCGGCGAGCAAGUGCUUGGUAAAUAUUCUUACUUCAACUGCUGGUCAAAAAUGGAGACAAUAUUGAUUUUAUCAAAUAUUCGUAUAUUAACACGAUAUCGUCAACGUACGGGUUGCUGUGGUCAUCGCUCACAAUAUAACAGUAUUCAGUUAGAUACCAUAUCAAUGGUAGUAGAGAACCCACAAAGUGUUAGCAGCGCAGUUAUUCUGGGCAAUUUAUUUGUGCUCAUUGCUGGUUUGGUAGCGGUUGUGGCUGGUGCGAUUCUUGGUGGCAUCCCGAGAACGCUGCUACUUGUAAUUGGUAUUAUUACCACGGUAGGAACGAUUAUCGGUUUAUUGUAUAUGUUACUUCAUAAAGUAAAAUUACUCACAGUUAAAGGUGAUUUUGGAUCAGUUAGUUGGGUGUUGGAGAAAGAUAAAUCAAGAGAUGUUUGUUCAAAACUACCAGAAUUAAUCUAUCAGUUAAAAGGCCAACGAUAUUAA